UAUAGUGACUUCCCGACAAUGAAUGGACGCAGUGGUGGCCCAAGAGUACAAGACCAAGGUGUACGACGAGUUCGUGGUGCGAGGCAACACUGCCGUUCUGCACUGCCAGAUGCCCACCUUCGUUCGGGAGGACAUCGAGGUCACCGGCUGGCUUCGCGAGGACGGCCUCUUCAUCCAACCCGGCGGCACCGAGAAAAGCGCAUCUAAAAAGGCAGAAGCAAAGGCUGCGGGCGGCCCCCCCCACCGGUACAAAGUGCUCUCCCCGUCGGGCGAGCUGCUGGUGCGCAACGUCAGCGCGGCCGACGACGGCGUCUCGUACCGCUGCCAGACCCGGCACAAGCUCACCGGCAGCGUCAAAGUCAGCGACACUGCCGGACGCGUCAUUGUCAACCCGUCGACGGGGCCAUUUCAACCGCGACAUAUAUUUACCCGAUCAGCUGUGUCUGUCGAAGAAGGCAGCACUGCAGAACUGGUUUGUGUCGCACAUGGCUACAGUGUUCCAGAAUACAGGUGGUACAAACUCUCCGGUGGCACGAACGACAGCCGGGAGCCCCUUCACAGCAGUGGCCGUGUAGCGGUCCAUUCAGACACCCUCCUCAUCCGCCAUGCCAGUAUCUCUGAUUCCGGUCGCUACCUGUGCGUGGCGAACAACAGCCUUGCCUCGGAGCCGUUCACCGUAACGCUGAGCGUGCUGGCGCCCCUUUCAGUGGUGGUUCAUCCGGACCACCAGACGGUAGACUUGGGUGGCACCGCUGCCUUCAACUGCAUCCCAUCCGGAAAUCCUGUGUCCACAAUGGUGUGGAUCAAAGACGGCAAGGCUCUGCGCCCAGGGGACACCGGUGUCCAGGUCUCUCCGGAUGGCCGCUCCCUGGUGAUACAGCCCGUGUCGAGGAAGGACGCCGGCAUCUACCAGUGCCUCGUGCGCAACGAGCGCGACUCCGCCCAGGGCGCAGCACGACUCAAACUUGGCUUCUCGGCUCCCACAUUCUUGUCAGUCUUCGCGGAACAGUCUGCCGAGCCUGGCCGUGGGGUGUCGCUCCAGUGCUCGGCCACGGGCAGCCCACUGCCUCGCAUUUCGUGGGCACUAGACGGAGCGCCUCUGCCGGACGUCAGGGGUAGGACCGUGCCUCCGUCGGUGAUGGCGCUUCCUGGUCAUGUGUCCAGUUUCUUCAACAUCAGCGCCGUGCGGCCCGACGACGGUGGUUUGUACACUUGCCGGGCAUCCAAUGGCGCCGGCACGGUGGAGCAUGCCGCCCGUCUCAACGUGGUCGGCCCGCCCCGCGUGAAGCCCAUGACUCCCGUAAGCGCCGUAGCCGGAGAGAAGCUGGCACUCGAUUGCCGCUACUCCGGCUAUCCGAUCGAGGCGGUCUCUUGGAGCCGAGGCGGAAUCCACCUCCCGUCAAGUAAGCGGCAAGAAGUGCUCCGGGGCGGCAGCCUUGUCAUCAGCGAAGUGCGACAGUAUGAAGACAACGGCACCUAUACAUGUCAUGUUACGGGAAAUCAAGGAGAGAGCGCCAAUGGCACAGUAGAAGUUAAUGUGCGCGUGCGGCCGACCAUCGCCCCAUUUUCGUUCCCGAGUGGCCUGCAGGCUGGCAUGCGUGCACGUCUCGGCUGCACGGUGAUCUCUGGCGACCCGCCUUUCGAGUUCGGCUGGCGCAAGGACGGUCGGCCGCUGGGUGCUGAGUUGGGUGUCCGCGCGCAGACGGACGCCUUCUCCAGCGACUUGACCUUCACCAGCCUCAGCGUCAGGCACAACGGCAACUACACCUGCGUCGUCUCCAACGCGGCUGCCAGCGCGAGUCACAGCGCGUCACUCGUUGUUCAGGUGCCCCCGCAAUGGGUCAUUGAACCCAGCGACGCCUCGGUGCUGCUAGGGCGCAGUGUGCGCAUGGACUGCUGGGCGGAUGGUCACCCACUACCCACCAUCACUUGGGAACGAGAAAACUUGUACGGAACGCCUGGAUUCAGUGCCAUAAACGUAGGCACAGAAUACGAAAUUUACGCCAACGGCUCCUUGCUUGUCAAAAACGCUCAGGAGCAAAUCGCUGGUCGCUACCUUUGUCAAGCAACAAACGGGAUCAGAUCAGGAUUAAGCAAGCUCGUUCACUUGAAAGUCCAUGCCGGGCCCCAUUUCGCCAGUAAAUUCCGAAGCGAAGCCGUGCGACGAGGUGACACGGCUCGUCUGCGCUGCAAGGUGCAGGGUGACACGCCCAUUGCGCUCAGUUGGGCCAAGGAUGGGCAACCGAUUGGUCCACCGUCGACAGACCCACGCUACACUUUCCGUGAGGAGACGCCCGGUUCCCCGAAGCAUGCUGCGUCACUGCUCGUGAUUACAAAGGUGGAGCGUCGAGACGCGGCUCUAUUCACCUGCCAUGCUUCCAACGCCUACGGUGCCGACAACCUCAACAUCAAGCUCAUCGUGCAAGAGCCUCCGGAGCCCCCAACUGACCUAAGGGCUACUGAAGUGAAGAGCCGCUCGUUCAAGCUCAGCUGGACGCCUUCCGUAGGAACCAACAACGCCGCUUCCACAUACCACGUACAAUGCACGCCCGAGACUGGUACAGCCGUCAACGCUUCGGUUGAAGGGACUGCGACCUUAGUGUCUGUGAGGCCUCUCAGACCUGCUUUCACGUACCGCUGCCAAGUUCGCGCUCAGAACGACAUCGGCAUAGGCGACCCCAGCAAGGAUUUGGAAGUGACCGCAGGUAUCGAGGUGCCAGGAGGUCCUCCUCUGGAGGUGAAAGCCAUCGCCGUUGACUCCCAGUCUAUCCGGGUCACAUGGAAGCCUCCGGAGCGUGAGCUGUGGCACGGCCAGCUGAAGGGCUACUACGUGGGCUACCGUCUCGAUCAACCGGGGGACCCGUACCUCUAUAAGACACUGCAGCUCGAUCAGCCCCAGGCUGGCUCGGUGGAAGCCGUGCCCACUGAAGUACUAUUGUCUCCACUACGCAAGUUUUCGCCCUACCUGGUACUCGUGCAAGCGUUCAAUGCUGCCGGACCCGGACCACGCUCUGACGAGAUUGCCGUCUCCACGCUUGAUGACGUUCCCAGCCAGGCUCCACAAGAGGUGCAGUGUUCGCCGCUUAGCUCGGAGUCCAUCCGGGUCACAUGGCAGCCUCCACACAAGAGCGCCAUCCAUGGCUACCUGCAAGGCUACCGCAUCUGGUACGCCCAGCUCCCUGCCUCCCGAGAGCGCGGCCGUGAAGAGAAAGCUGUGACGGGUCAAGAGACCACCUUGGUGGACCUGCGCAAGUACACAAACUACUUCAUCCAGGUGGCCGCGUUCACGCAGCGCGGCCUCGGCGCGGAGAGCGAGCCGGUGUUCUGCCGCACCCUCGAAGACGUUCCGGACGCCCCAGAAGACUUGAAAGUGUUGAUUGUUUCUGCUACUUCGCUGCUGGUGGCGUGGAAGCCGCCUGUUCACCGCAAUGGCCUUAUUACCAUGUACUCUAUUUAUGCCAAGACACUGGACAAACAGAAUGCGACGGUAAAACUAGUGCCUACGAGCAAACUGGAGUACAACCUGACCCUGGUUCCUCGAAACACCAGGGUUGAAGUCUGGGUCACGGCGUCUUCGCGAGUCGGCGAGGGUCCACCCAGCAAGAUAGUUGCUCAGACUACUAGCGAUCAAGUGCCUGCCCGUAUCGUGGAUUUCGACGAGAUCGUCCAAGUGGCGCCAGCCGAGGAUGUGCACCUCAGCUGCCGAUUCUUGGGAACGGCGCCCGUGCACUGGGAAUGGAAGCACGGCGAGGUGCCCGUGUCACGCUCCAACCGAACCGAGCUGACCAGCGACGGCAGCCUGAGCCUGCGGCGUGUGGACGCCGCCAGCGCCGGCAACUACACCUGCCACGUGCGCAACCGGCUCGCCAACGACCGACGGAUCGUCGCACUCAUCGUGCGGGCUCACCUGGAAGGAUUUGUGCUCAAGGUGGUUAGCCAGACCGCCACUUCUCUACAGUUGACGGCUAGCGGCUCUGCUGUCGAUGAUCAAGUUGUCCAGGUGCUGGAGAUUCACCUGAAGUCCGAGAGCGGAGAGUGGCAGCAGCGCUCCCUGGUGGGCCGCCACAAUGACACGUACCACCUGGACGGGCUGCAGUGCGGCACUCGCUACCAGCUGUAUGCAGUCGCCUUCCUGGCAAGCGGCCGCCGGGAACAGAGUGACUUGCUCGCCACUCGCACGCUCGGCAGCCCACCGGUUGCUCCCAACAAAGAGGACAUUGUGCGAGCUCUCAACGGCUCACAUGUGCAAGUCAUGCCCUCGGCCUGGCGAUCGGGCGGAUGCCCCCUGACGCGCCUGAGCAUCGAGCACCGCUUGCUGCAUGGCCAACAGCCGGAAUGGAUCGCACACUGGAACCACACCAGCCCUGCAGCAGGGGUUCUGCCGCAGGACCUUCCCGAUGUACUUCUGGGAGGACUUCAGCCCGAGACUUGGUACGCAAUUCGCCUGAUGGCCGCCAAUGCUGCAGGCCUCACCAAAGUCAAGUACGACGUCAUGACGCCAAGCGCCCUGGCCGGUGUCGCAGACAAAGGCAGCGACAAGUCCGCGGUGGCUGCCUUCCUUGAAGACACCACCACACUGGUCUCCAUGGCGUCCUCCGGAGUCGUGCUGCUUGCCGGACUCAUCGCCGUCGUCUGCUUGGUGCUCUACAAGCGGCGGCGAAAUGGACGCGCCGCGUCCACUGCCGCGGCCUCUGCACGCUCGGGUGCCAAGAACAAACGAAAACCGGUGUCUUCGUCCAGUCGACCACGGACGUCGUCUUCGCAGCAGCAACAGUCGCAGCCAAAGCCCGCAGAGUCCCGCAGUAGCGACCUGGCGACAGCCACCACGACGACGACCAUCUCGACGUCUGGAGGCAACGAGCGGGCCGCUGAAGGCCGUCCUGAACGGACAAGCGCAGCCAGCAGCGGCAUAGGGGACGCUCACCGGAGAGGCAGUGGGGGCGGAGGCAGUUCCUCGGUGCCGCCCGUGCUGCCACAGAAGAAAAACAAAGAGGCCGCCAGGAGAAGCCGGGAACAACUGUCCAGCGCCGCAAGGUCAUCUCCCGUUCGCAAAUCGCAAUCAACGGCUACUUCGAAAACCUCUAGCAAUGCCGGGUCGCAACAGCUGCUGUCCCAGCAGCAACAGCAACAGCACAAGCAGCAUCAGCAACAUCAGCAGAAAAACAAGCAGCUGAACAAACAGGCCAAACAGCAGCAAGAGCAAACGCCGCGGAUUCAAAUGUCGCCUACGAAGAAACAGUUUUUCGACGAGGAAAUCACGCCUUAUGCGACGUUUCAACUAUCCCCAACUAAAGGCGACCACGACAUCAACAUCGACGACGAUGGAGAAGAAUUCAAAACGUUCACCAUUCAUCACGGCGAGCCACCGUAUCUCACCAAGGGAAGCCUCGACGCCCCAUCGACGUGCAGCAAGAACGGAAAAGAAGAGUUUUACAGCCAUAGUCACGCGGCCAACAGCCACAGCCUGACAUCGGGCUCCUCCAACCAGGACGAACUGCUUCGAGCGUACGAGUACGCCCGACGGCACCCACCGGGCUCUUCGUCGCAGGCGUCGGCCGGCGGCGCGCUGAUGCACUACGAUGCGCCCGACGACAGCCACACCACGGGCUCCGAAGGCAGCACCGACCCGGGCAUCAGACAGUUCACCGAGUCGCCGCCAGAGCCCAAUGAGAGGCGACAGGCCGCUUGCAUCACGCCAGGAUCUGGAGGUGGCAUGUCUAAGGACAGCAGCACGAGCAGCUCGAGCAGUUCGAGCAGCAGCAGCAGUGCAGGCGGUCUCGGUCCAGACGGUAGGGCGGAUGACGCGACGCCCGUGAACACGCCCAGCCAGGCGUCAGCCAUACCGGCCUGCUUCGCGGCCUGGGACCGCGCGCCGCUGCCCGGAAGAUCGGGACUCGUCGCCAGGGCUGGACACCUGCCGCAGGUAAAAGUUCCAAGCCAGGCGAAAGUGCAACCUUCGAAGUCUCAGCAACCACUGCCGCCGCCGCCCCUACCAACAAAAAAGGGCUCGGUGCUGUCAACCAGCACGCCUGCGCCUACUGUCGUCCCUUCUGCGCCACCGGCGAGAUUCGUCAAGAAAGGCUGGCCGGACUCACGAAGCACGCGUCCUCAGGCUCGCGCCAUUCGGUUGUCCAGUGAUGAAAGCGACGAGAGUGAGGGCACGGCCUCGACGUUCGGCCACGCGGACGUGGUGCGCGGCAGUUCAUCGAACGAAUUCUCGGAGACUGAUCGUUCCUCUCAAGUUAUACUCAUACGUAUUUACGUGCUUUUGGCCGGCGGCGAAAGUCUGGUUCUGACAUCAUUGACUGCUAGGUCACUAUCGUGGCACACUGCUGCUGUCUAGCAGAGCCACAGCUCUGCCCAACUAGUCCCUUUAUAUUCCCCUCAAAUUUCUAAAUACACUUGAGACAAUAUUCAGCAUCAUCAUUUUGACGGAGAUUACAAGAAUCUCAUCGAAAAGUGUGCCAUCAAAAACUUGUCCCAGCUUUUUACUGACGUGUUGUGCGCGAACGACAAGUGUGUGUUCCCGAUUCUGCAUGUGGCACUGAACGCAUGUUGUGAAACAUUGCUGACAGGUUCGAGAACUGACUAGCAUAUAUUAUUGCCGUCUGACACUGCGUUCAUCCUAGUGAGGGGUUGGCAAGGUGUUCAAGAACGGCGGACGUCCCGAAUUCAUCGCCACUGCCAGUGCUUAAUGAGACCAUCUCGACGGUGUUGCCUGUGUGCGCGCGCAGCUGCGUGAUUUUGCUCACGCGACAAUGGGAAUCGCAGACACGAUGACUAUGAACUGUUGCAGUGUGCGCGCACAUUACGGCUACACUAUUGUCUUUCAAGGACGGUGGCUUCUCUUAUAAAUGAGACAACGCAUCUGUGGGCAUAUCGACAAUACCUGGAGAAGAUGUCUUAAAAAUGUCGCUUCAUCCCUUCUUCAGGACCACUCCACCAUUGAACAGCGCACUUUUCUGCGAUGUGAAUUCAUUUCCCACGCAGGGCUGGACAUCUGUGGCUUAUACUUUUUGAACUGUGCUAGAUAAAGUUACUUGUGCUUUGGUUUCAUUGCUCACUGUGGUGAACGUUUAUUCCUCUUCAUUUCAGCGUCGUGUGGACGCCUUGCGACGUCUUCUACAAGCUCAUAAUGUAUGACAACCAGUAUGAACCCACCCAUUUAGAAAUGCAACCCUUCCAGCCGUACAACUUAUACGUUCACUAAACCCACGUUCAGCCCCGGGCUCUUGUCAACCGUAUCUGCGUCGCGAAGACUAGUGGUUGAAUCCUGACCUUCAUGAUUUUUUUAUAAAACCGCACGUUCAAGUUCGCAUGGAUUUUUUUUAACGCAUGGUAUAUUGAUGUUCAUAGAAGUGCGAUGCCGAAAACGUUGUAAUCACUUGGAUCACUGGGAUGACUGUGAUGAUGCUUUAAUCAGAACAUUCAUGAAAAGCAUCUGUACUUUCUUAUGUAAAAGCUAUUAGUUACGUAUGAAUCGGGACAGCGUUUUUAAAUUCUUUGUCAUCAACGUAAAAUCCAAGGAUACCUUAAAAUGCAUGCCCCAUCCCAGUCUUACUAUAUUAUGUAAAAUCACAGAGAAUAAGCCUCUUGCAGGUAUAUUAAAAAGCUAAUUCUGAUAAUACUAUUCACUGCAUUGCGUAUUAUUGUUUAUAGGAGGACUGUAAAAACAGGCACUUAAGAUCUACACCGAUACUGUAUAUGUACCAACUGACAUUCAGCAUACGCAAUGCUAUAAUCUAAAACCUACAAUAGAUACCAAGACAGUUUAUCUAUUACAUUACACAGAACAAAGGACCUUUUUUGUCUGCAACGGUACUUAAUUAAGGACGUAAUAGGUAAUUUGUCAGUGAAGUCUUUACAAGGUAAAAUUUUACAGAACAGUUAUUUAACUGCGCCUUUUUCGUGUUGAUCGCCUAGGUAAGUGGUUGUCAAGAUUGCUUCUAGAUAACUUCUACCUAUUAAAACGAUGCGUUUUCUCCCACGGGACAAAACGUGCAUUAUUCAGAGCUUCGCCGGUUUCGUUUCUGCAACUUAUAUGUCGCCGGUUGAAGCUCCGAUUGCCGCAGGUGUGAAAUGGGAGCCUUUAUUUCAGAGGCUUGCGUUCGGGCUGUGAACAGGUUUUCCACUGAGCACUGUGCAUUCAGGUUGCGGAAAGACAAUGAUGUGCACAAAAUUGAAGCUUGUAAGAUUUGCACAUGAUCUUUGUGGCCUCCAGAGCCAACCUUUGAGAAUAUAAUAGCGAAUGCCAUGUUCAAACUCGUUCUUGUUUUUGAAUUUAAAUUGAGUUUUCUUGUUAUUUAUUUCACUUACAUUGUGUAAUUAAAGGCAAUGUGUUACGUUAAGCUCAUUUGCUACAGUUCAUCGCGACCGACGAAACACUGAUGUUCAACACAAGCCCAGCAAGACAUGCCCGUUGUAUGGGAGUGUCCGGGAAACCUGCAGAACGCAAUUUUUUUUGUUUUGUUUCCGCACCUUGUCUUAUAUAAUAGUUCAUUGAUAGCGUGACUGUUGGAUCUCAGAAAUGAUUCGAUGCAAUAUGCACGUUGUCAUUUCCCUCUAGCUCAAAAAUCGGUGCCUGCAGACUGCUAAAAAGUGUUCAGUGUCUUGUGUAACAUCUUGUCAAUACAGUACUUCCCGGCUGGUACACGAAAUGUUGCCACUGCGAGAAAGUUAGUUUGCUACACCCUGAAAUGUCCAGUGGCUUGUGUGACUGAGUGUUAAUGGCAGAUUCUGGAGCCAUAGCUACCAUUCCGUGUUCAUUAUGCAUGUUCAUUCCGUGUUGACAGCUGAUUGAGCAUCGAUUUACUGUUGCGCCCUUCCCGUCCUAAUUUUUUAGUAGUAUUACACUCGUGCAUACUAACAUACAACGUGAAAAAAAUAUUCUGUCUAAGCGCGUUACAUAUACCAGUUUUUCUAACGCAAAUGCCGCCGCCGAAGCAACGACCAUGAGGUGCGGCCUUAAACAACCAGGUGCUACAUAAGCCAAAAAUUUUCUCCCAUCAAUAGUUAAUCUUGCGUACUACCAAUGGCUACCGUAGUAAGUCUGCAAGGCUCUGUUUCGUAUUUAGCUUGAAAGAAAUGCAGACGAGUAAGUGAAAACGUAAGGGCAAGGUCGUGGGUAUUGUUUAAAAGAGUAUAACUGAAUAUACAAAAUAGCAAAUUUUGCGUUUGAUGUCGCUAUACAACUGCCGUCUCUCGCACAAGCUUCUUGUUCUGAUUUUAUGCUGAGGUGUUUAGGCUCCAGACAAAAUUUUUAUAUGACCGACGCGAUGCUUUGUUUUUAUUUUCUAAAUGAUUUAAGCAAUGUAAAAGUUGAUAAGUACGCGUCCCUUAUGUCCUUCCACAGAAUCUUUCAACGCGCCAAUACGCAUGCAGCGGCUAGCAUGGCGGUACAUAGUUUGUCAUCUUCAAGUUUGCACUUUGCAUAAUGAUUUCCAGACCAAGGUCUCUGCGAGGUAUAAAGUCGGCAAAGUUCUUGCGCUUAUUUAAAGCUAGCAGGAAUUUCUUUUUUUAAGUGAGGUACUUCAUAUAGGUUGCUUUUAACAAAUGCCUUGAGAAGGGUAGACUAAUUUCUUAGAUGCCUCUUGAAACACAUUCCCUGCUGAAGGUUUUAUUGCGCGCCAAAGUACGCGUGAUUAGCGGUGCAAGUCUCGGCAAUUCUCUUUCAUGCAUAUACACUCAGAAAUUCACGCUGCUUUUUGUAGUAUUUCACACCGAUUCCGAGUCUGGCAGGUAAUCUCCACAAUAGCAAAAAUGUCGGACGCAAUUGAUGCUUCAGCUAACAAUAUUUCAUAAACUUAAGUGCGGCACUAGGAAAAAUUGAUAGUAAAGAGAAACAGGAUGAAAGGCAAUGAGAGAGAAUUUUAUUCCUAGAGGAAUCGAAAAAGAACACACUCAGGCGAACCGGCUCGUCUCGAUUUAUGGCACCGUCUUGCAUACGUUCAUUUUCCUAUGAACGAUUUCUGAACUUUUUAAUUUCUGCAUGCUAUCUUGUUGUGAUGUCGCACGCGCUUAUACUAAACGUCUCAUUGUUGGUUGUAUAGCAAAUAGGUUUGGUCAUUCUGGACCGAUAAAUUUUAUGCUGCUUCCGCCGAUUGAACACGCUAACUGUAAAUCAACCAUACGACGUUAAGAGUUUGAAGUGUCUCAUUAUCUUUAUUCUACUUUUAUCACAAAUCAUUCAAUGUGAAUUAAAGUUAUUGGCAAUCGUUUGCGUAUUUCCUACCUACACCGAGAGCGAAAAGCACAAUAGCAUACCGCAAGCAUUUACUCUUCUUGUAUUACAAUGAAUUCCGCUACACACAUCUUAUAUGCUUUUUUUGUGUUUUACCACCUGAAACACCCAUAUUGUCGAGCAUGGUCGUAGACCUGCUUUUUGUUCUGCUGUAUCAAGAUGGUGAAAUGAAAUGUUUGUACAAGUGUGUGACAUAAGAGGCCGGUACGAAAACAAUGAAAUAAAGUUUGUUCAA
Dermacentor albipictus is the source of this 10475-nucleotide messenger RNA. Lineage: Eukaryota; Metazoa; Arthropoda; Arachnida; Ixodida; Ixodidae. The record is from RefSeq and is a predicted model, not a curated record.